UAUAAGCGGCCGCGCGCACGCGCCGCGCAUUACUGAGAGCAACGCACGCGCACACACUCCGCUGGACAUGGCCGCUCGCAUUUUCACAUUGGCAGCGCUGUGCGCGGCAGUGAGUGCCGCGCCGCCCGCUCCUCCGCGCCUGUACUCGCAGCACGCGCCUGUGCAACUGCAGCAGAUUAGCCCAUUAGACUAUUACUUGGAUAACCCGGAGGUAGCCAAUUAUUACAACCAAGGACAACAGAAACAGGCCUCCUCCAACGCUGGCCCUGGUGCGCCGUCUCGGCUGGAGACCUUGGAGCCCGACAGCGAGGUGGAGCUCAUCCCAGGAGCGCAGCAACCACAACAACCCCCGCAACAGACACCAGUAUCUCCAAACAUACCUGGUCUCGUCCCUGGACAGCGAGUCUUCAUAGUUCACAUGCCAGUACCUGGUUACAGACCUGGCACCAUUGGUGGUUACCAGCCCGUUUACAUAGUGGCAGCAGCACCUCAAGGAAAUGUGCAGUAUCCUGGCAGUGCGCAGUUCCCCGGCAAUGUUAAUGGCUACCAAAACGCAGUCCUCCUAGACCCGUCAGGCCAGGCAGUGUCCCCACUGCUAGGGUACCCUCGGUUUGGUGUCCAGCAGCACCCUGGCUUCCUCGUGGCACCGCAGCAGCAGCAGUUUGCUUACCAGCCGGAACACCCCGGCCAAUACCAACAAGCUCCGCAAGCGCCAUCUGGUGCGCGACCCGUGCAGCUGUCGCAGCUGAUCGCGCUGCAGACGCACGCCGCCAACACCGCCAGCAAUCCACGAGCUGCCAGCACCGACUCUCAACAAAACGCCGAGCCGAAGCGCCUGGCUCAGCUGCGCGAGAGCAACGAGAAGGAAGCGGACAACCGACGCAACUCCGACUCCCGCGACAAGCAAUAACUUCACUACUUUGAGAAAAUUCUUGGUCUGUAGAUAUUUAGAUAGCAAUGAGGAUUUUUCAUUCGCGUAAACCCUCAUUGAAACACAAGUUCUUGCUUAACUUUAAAAAAAAUUAAGGUUACACAGAUUAAUUUUGUCUCGAAUAUCGUUCUAAAAACAGAGCGAAUUGAAAAGCCUUAUACAAAAGAUAGGAUUCCUAAAACUCUUUUCUUUGUAAUGCCAUUUGAAAGAGUAGUUUCCUAAAAAAUGCAAAACAAAAUUAAUGAUAUUAAAUAAAGAAGUUACCAUGUUAAAUAUGUUUCUACAGACUCAAGAGUCAAUUAAAAAAAAGCGUGUAUAUAUUUUGAUUUUAUGUAGUAAUUUAUUAAACACGUACGAAAAGAAAUAAC
This is a messenger RNA of Ostrinia furnacalis (Asian corn borer), 1299 nucleotides long. RefSeq lists its product as uncharacterized. NCBI's taxonomy places the organism in Eukaryota, Metazoa, Arthropoda, Insecta, Lepidoptera, Crambidae. The record is from RefSeq and is a predicted model, not a curated record. The transcript has 10 exons. Bases 68 to 910 code for a protein of 280 amino acids.